Ruditapes philippinarum (Manila clam) is the source of this 912-nucleotide messenger RNA. Its product is annotated as vitelline membrane outer layer protein 1 homolog. Bases 59 to 802 code for a protein of 247 amino acids. Lineage: Eukaryota; Metazoa; Mollusca; Bivalvia; Venerida; Veneridae. The transcript has 4 exons. The record is from RefSeq and is a predicted model, not a curated record.
UUUCAAAUUUCAUUUCCCAUUUUUGAUUGCAAACGUUGCGUUCUACGAAGCAGCGACAAUGGUAAUAAAAUCAAUCCGCACUCUCGUGGGCUUUAUGCUUGUCGGUCAGAUAUUUUGUGCGGGAUUCUUCCGCGUCAGAGAUGGAAUUGAGGGAGAAUUCGAGAUGCCUGCUGAUGAGACAGUUAACCAUCAUUUAGAGACUGGAAAUGAUAUUACAAGAGACUAUGAUGAAACGGAAGUCACUGAAACUGGUGUCGAUGCUAGAUUUGUGGAAAUGCUGCGAGUGAACAAUGGGGGUCCAUGGGGUAAAUGGGGACCAGCAAAGUUUUGUCAGGAGGGAUCUUUCGCCGUCGGUUACGACAUGAAGAUUGAACCUAAACAGCUUACAGACAAUACUGCAUUGAAUGCCAUCAAAUUGAUCUGUGAGGACCAGGAUGGAAAAGUUACUGGUUAUGUCACGUCUACUGAGGGACCAUGGGGAUCCUGGGUCGGACAAACCAAAUGCCGAAAGCAUUUUUACUUCAGCUCUUUUGAUCUUCAAGUAGAGAAAUAUCAAGGUAGAAUGAAGGACGACACUGCUGCAAACUAUGUAAAGUUUAAGUGUCGGUGUCGUGGUGGUCGUACGUACGAACUUGUCAAACCCCCGGGACACGGUCUAUGGGGAACAUGGGGAGCUUGGAGCAACCAAUGUCCGAAUAGAACAGCUGUAUGUGGAAUUCAGACAAAAGUGGAAAAAGCUCGAGGCAAAUUCCGUGAUGAUACUGCCUUGAAUGAUGUCAGAUUUUUCUGUUGCAAAAUGUAAUUUAUAUAUCCAAGAAAACUUUCUUUUUCAAAUGCAUCUCCAGAAAGACGACGAACUAAUAUUUAAAUUCAAAAUGUCAUAUUAUUCAUCAAUCUAUUAUUUAUCUCAGA